Messenger RNA from Scatophagus argus, 3262 nucleotides. RefSeq names its product ganglioside induced differentiation associated protein 1-like 1 (gene gdap1l1). The record is from RefSeq and is a predicted model, not a curated record. Bases 1 to 1101 code for a protein of 366 amino acids. NCBI's taxonomy places the organism in Eukaryota, Metazoa, Chordata, Actinopteri, Scatophagidae. The transcript has 6 exons.
AUGGCGUCUUCCAACCAUGUUACCCCCACCAACUGUAGCUGGUGGCCCAUCUCAGCAAUGGAUGAAGAUGGCAAAAUCACAGACGGGGAGGAGUGCGAGGAACCGACCGCAGAGCCAAAGCCCUUCAACAAAGACAGGCUCGUUUUGUACCACUGGACGCAGUCUUUCACCUCCCAAAAGGUACGUCUAGUCAUUAAUGAGAAGGGUCUGGUCUGUGAGGAGAGGGAUGUGAGCUUGCCACUGCAGGAACACAAGGAGCCCUGGUUCAUGAGGCUGAACCUGGGAGAGGAGGUGCCCGUCUUCCUCCACGGGGACACCAUCAUCAGUGACUACAACCAGAUUAUAGAUUACCUGGAGAAAAACUUUGUGGGAGACACGGUGGCUCGGCUGAUUCCUGAUGUGGAUUCGCCGCUCCACGAGCGCGUGCAGCAGUACCGUCAGCUACUGGACGGCCUGCCCAUGGACGCUUACACACACGGCUGCAUCCUCCAUCCGGAGCUCACCACCGACUCUAUGAUCCCAAAGUACGCCACCGCAGAAAUACGUAGACACCUGGCCAACGCUGCGACGGAGCUGAUGAAGUUGGACCAUGAGGAGCCUCAGCUGACAGAACCGUACCUGUCCAAGCAGAAGAAGCUCAUGGCAAAAAUCCUGGAUCAUGACAAUGUGAACUACCUGAAGAAAAUUCUCGGAGAGUUAGCCAUGGUUCUAGAUCAAGUGGAGGCUGAAUUGGAAAAAAGAAAACUAGAGUAUCAAGGUCAGAAGUGUGAGUUGUGGCUAUGCGGACCUGAAUUUACACUAGCUGAUAUCUGCCUCGGAGCCUUGUUACACAGGCUCAAGUUCUUGGGACUUUCUAAGAAAUACUGGGAGGAUGGCAGCCGACCCAACCUGCAGACCUUUUUUAUGCGUGUGCAAAAACGCUACGCUUUCCGCAAGGUCUUGGGCGACAUCCACACGACCCUUCUGUCGGCGGUCCUACCCAACGCCUUCCGGAUGGUAAAAAAGAAGCCGCCAUCCUUCUUCGGGGCCUCUUUUCUCAUGGGCUCGCUGGGAGGGAUGGGCUACUUUGCCUACUGGUUUUUAAAAAAGAAAUACAUGUAGUGAAUGCCCUCUUGUUGUGUUAAAUGUCUGUGUAUUUGUGUGAUGUUUCAACUUUUCUGUAAAUGUUUUAUGACUGCAGGAAAACAUAAUGAAUCUAUAUAGAGAACACUAUUACUUACCUGGGUGAACAAAGAAUAUUAAAACAUUCCAUAAUAAGAAAUUCUCAACAGCACAUUUUCUGGUAAUCAAGGCCUUCAUCGAGUUUAAUUUGUGGCAACUUGCCGCUCUUGUGCUGGCGAGUCCUUGUUUAACUUUAGUUGGAGGCAUGCAUCGGGUCCACUUAUACCCAAAACUUAAAGUAGAAACCCAGACAAAAUGUUAAACACCGUAACACCAACAAGGGUUUACUGACCUUCGCAUGCCACUGUUAUAGUCAUUACUCGCAUUACCCGCUCUUCUCUCCUCCAUCAGCCUGAGGUUUAACCAGCAGAACCACAGGAAAAUAUUCGUGACAAAUACUCUCUGAUAAGAGCUGUGCUGCCAGAAACUGCCACACGAAAUGAUGAAAGCAAACUUUAAGGGAACAGUCUGACAUUUCGGGAAAUUAAUUUAUUCACUAUCUUGUUGGGAAAUAGCUAGCUAGCUAAAGGUGUCACUGCAUGUACUGUAUGAGUGUGGACAGACAUGGAAUAAUGCGUGGAGGCAUAAAAUUGAAAGGCCACAAUUCUUUUUUUAAUUGUGCAGCAAUCUGUUUCUUUUGCCCACAUGGUUAGCAAAGUGUUUGGGAAAAGCAAAACAUAGUAAAUUAAACACAAGAAAACUGGCAUCUUGGGGUUUAUGUUGCCAGUACAGGUGUAUUCUUAGCACUGUAAUUCAAACGUAAUGGUGAUGCAUGACGGGUACAGACUGGGGCUAGCUGUGUUCCCCCGAGCCCACUCAUUCUGCUAAGCUAAACCAACAUGCUAAUGGUGACAUCAUAUUUAACAGAGUGGUGUCGACCCUCUCAUUGGACUAAAGUGACCUUCCCAAAAUGUCGAGCUGUUCCUUUCACUAACUGUACACCACGACACACAAUUAAACACACAGACACACACGUGCGCUAAGAGUCGUUAGUUUAAUUAGAGCACCACAGGUCACAUAGCACACACUGGUCCACCGUCACUCGCUGAGCAGAAGCUCAGAUGUUACAAAACUUGGGUGUUUGAAAAGUUACACUUGGCUGAGCUGGUAGUGAAAUGUCGUAAAUUCUGCAUCUAUGGCACAACAGUGUUGCAUUAGAUUUAGGAUGUAUAUUUCAUUGCAUGGGCACCUUCUUAUUGAGCAAGCGUUUUGUGAUGGGUGGACGGGAUUUUGUGUUGCCCAGAGGCAGAAUUUAUGAUGCUAGGUGGUGAUCGAACACGUCGCUAACUGUAACCUUUGAAUUACCUGCACUGUACAGUGUGUUGGAGAUGGUGCCUCAGCAAUACUGAGCAAGGAAAUAAAACAAACAAACAAACAAAAUCACUGGAUUUUACUGCGACUUGUUUGUCGCCGACUCCUCCUGACAGAUGCAAGAUUGUUUUUAACAGAUAGAUAUUUUUAAUUAUACAUUGUCUCAUUUUAUUUUAGUGUGCUGAAUUUUUAAUGAGCUCAAAGGUUGAGUAACACAAACAGGGGAGGAGGAGCUGACUCACCUGAGGGCUUCAGGAGUAUGACGAGGGAACAGAAAAAGACUUUCCUCCGGCUAGCCUUGCCAGCUGUCUCGUUGUUUGUUGAUGCAGUGAACUCUUUUCACUCCACACUCUGUUCACCCUUAAUGGGGAGCCUUUAUGCUUUUUCUUAGUCAGACCUCCAGGGUUUAAGAGUUCUGCUCCUGAACCAAGCGCUCUUUAGGUUUAACUCAUUGUGUACCUGUAAGCUGCUUUUGGUUUUAUGGCUGGUUAUACAGACAUUCUUGCAGUAAAGAUUCACAGUUCAGUGUUUUCUCUCUGUCAUGAAGAAGAAUAACUGUAGAGAUUUGGGUGAGGAAGGUGAGUUGUUUUCAGUCUGGAUGCUCCCUGUUUCCUCCUGCUACAGAAGCUCAUCUCUGCAGGUGGUGAUUAGCGACACGCUGCAGCUGUGCCAGAUUAUGUUGAACCAAAGACGAUGAUCAAUGUUCCUUUAAAAGCAGCGUCUCUUGUCUGCGUCACAUCUGAUAAUGGAUCAGGUUUCGAACACAUUUAACUGUUUGUAAUCAGUCCUU